Messenger RNA from Ornithorhynchus anatinus (platypus), 2197 nucleotides. RefSeq names its product mevalonate kinase (gene MVK). Lineage: Eukaryota; Metazoa; Chordata; Mammalia; Monotremata; Ornithorhynchidae. Gene Ontology annotation, molecular function: mevalonate kinase activity; ATP binding. The record is from RefSeq and is a predicted model, not a curated record. Gene Ontology annotation, cellular component: cytoplasm. The transcript is spliced from 11 exons. The coding region runs from base 77 to 1267 and encodes 396 amino acids. Gene Ontology annotation, biological process: cholesterol biosynthetic process; isoprenoid biosynthetic process.
GACCGCCUCGGGGGCGGGAGCGUCAGGACCGGGCGGAGGAGGCUGAGGCGGCGGCGGGCGAGACCCCCAGGGAGCCAUGUCGGCGGAGACGUUGGUGGUGUCGGCGCCCGGGAAGGCCAUCCUCCACGGGGAGCACUCCGUGGUUCAUGGCAAGGUGGCCCUGGCAGUAGCUCUCAACCUGCGCACCUUCCUCCAGUUCCGCCCCGGCGACCAGGACCGGGUGACCGUCAGCUUGCCCAACCUCGGCCUCCGGAGGACCUGGGAGGUGUCCGGCCUCCGCCUGGUCUUCCCCGAGCCUUUGGACCCGGACCCCUCGGCGGUCCCCACCCCGGAGCGGAUGGAAAAGCUGAAGGAGUUUGCGGGCCUCGCGCCGGGGCCCCUGGACAGCCAGGGCCUGGCACUCUUGGCUUUCCUCUAUUUAUACACGGCCAUCGGCGGGACGGACGGCGCCUGGCCCGGCGUGGACGUGACGGUGUGGUCCGAGCUGCCCCCGGGAGGCGGAUUGGGGUCCAGCGCCGCCUACUCGGCCUGCUUGGCCGCCUGCCUGCUGCUCUCCUGCGGCCGAAUCCCCAACCCCCGGAAAGAAGGGGCCGACGUGGGCAGGUGGACGGAGGAGGAGUUGGAGCUCAUUAACCGGUGGGCCUUCGUCGGGGAGAAGGUCAUUCACGGGAACCCGUCGGGCGUGGACAACGCGGUCGCCACCUGGGGAGGAGCACUGAGCUACCAAGCCGGGACCAUUUCACAUCUGACGAGGGUGCCGUCUCUGAGGAUCCUGCUGACCAACACCCAGGUCCCCCGAAGCACCAAGGCCCUGGUGGCCGGAGUCCGGGAGAAGCUGUUGAAGUUCCCGAAGAUCAUGGCACCGCUGCUGGCCUCGAUGGACGCCAUCUCCCAGGAGUGCGAGGGCCUGCUGGCCAAAAUGGCCGAAGCCCCCGUCGCGAGCCAGUACGCGGUGCUGGAAGAGCUGAUGGACAUGAACCAGCAUUUCCUGAACGCCCUGGGGGUGGGGCACCCCAGCCUGGACCGGCUCUGCCGCGUGACGGCCACCCACGGUCUGCACAGCAAGCUGACCGGGGCCGGCGGCGGAGGCUGUGCCAUCACCCUGCUCGGACCAGGUGCGGAGGCGAGCCAGGUGGAGGCCACUAAGAGGGACCUGCGGGACUGUGGAUUCCAGUGCUGGGAGACCACCAUCGGGGUGCCCGGCGUCACCCUCCACGCGCCGUCCUCCCUGACGGCCGAGGUCCUGCGGGCCCUCGACGGCCUCUGACGGACUCGGCCCGCCCGGCCCCGGCUCGCUCCGACGGUCGCCCCGCUGCCGUGGCUUCCGAUGCAAACGGCCGGCCGGCCCCUCUCUCCCCCCGGCCUUGACGCCGUUCCUUCUUCUCUGCGCCCGCGGAAGCCCUGUGACGGGCGCCUUGGUGCAGCUCUUCCCAACCCAGCCCUACCCGGCCCCAGGUAAGGAUUGCCGUGAGCCAUGUUGGUAGCCAGGGGCCGGCCUCAGGGAUCGUCUCCCUCGGUCGUCAGUAUUUAUUGAGCACUUACCUUGUGCAGAGCACUGUCCUGAGCGCUUGGGAGAACGCAAUAUAGCAGAGUCUGCGACCACUGAUCAUAACUGGGCAAUUUCUUAAGCUGUUGCUGUGUGCCACGCGGUGUUCCAAGCGCCGGGGUGGGCACCAGAUAAUUGGGUUAGACACAGUCCCUGUCCCACCUGGGGCUCACAGUCUUAACUGAGGCCCUGAGAAGUGAAGUGACUUGCCCAAGGUCACGCAGCAGACAAGCGAUGGAGCCGGGACUAGAGCCCAGGUUCUUUUGACUCUCGGGUCCGGGCUCUGUCACUAGGCCACACUGCCCACUGGGAACUUGCAGAUUACAGGGGGAGGUUGAAGGGAAAAUAAAGGACGUAUUGCGAUAUAGGAGCAGAGCAAAAUGAUGGGCCUGCAUUUGAAUGUCAGGAAAACAAAGAUCAUGACGACUGGAAGCUUUAACACAUUUCUAAUGGACGGAGAGAAGAUUAAAGUAGUUGACGGUUUUUCUCUCCCGGGAUGGAUAUUGAAUAACAAAAGAACUAGUAGUCAAGAAACCUGCCAAAGAUUACUACUGUUAGGGAGAUCUGCUAUGAAAACCCUGGAAAAAAUCAUGAAAUGUGCUGAUGUAACAAUUGCCAAAAAAAAUACAAAUUCUAUGGUGUUUCCCCUAA